Pecten maximus is the source of this 2240-nucleotide messenger RNA. RefSeq names its product serine-rich adhesin for platelets-like. The coding region runs from base 137 to 1849 and encodes 570 amino acids. NCBI's taxonomy places the organism in Eukaryota, Metazoa, Mollusca, Bivalvia, Pectinida, Pectinidae. The record is from RefSeq and is a predicted model, not a curated record. The transcript is spliced from 2 exons.
CGGAAAACUGAUAAUUGAUGGUGUGAGCUGCUUUAAAUAGUUUUUGCUGCUCAAUUUCAUUCACUCCUCUCUGCUUUGCUUGUUUGGGAAAGUUACGAUUCCACAAGAGAGGAGUACAAUUUCAACACUCAGCGAUAUGGCGUCUGUACUCAUCUUAAUCAGCUGUCUGACAGUGUUCGUUAAUUGCCAAGAUGUUACAAAAACGACUCGAACACAAAUUUUUGUGGAUCCCUCGGGAGAACCUAACAAUCCACUUGCCGAUGCUUUCCACGUCGCUACAAAUACAGCAGAAUCAACUUUAGUGCAAAACCCGGGAGAUUUAAAUGAAAUUACGCGAACAUUGCAAGGUUUCGGUCCUAAUUUGCCUGAAGCAUUGAAACAAAUGCUGAGAGGCAGUUCUGUUGAUGCUGCUGUAAGCGAAGCUAACAGGAAUUCUGAUAAUUUGUUGAUGGGAACUGGAAAUAAAGUACAAAAAGCAUUUCAAGUGGCACAAAACAAUGCCGCUCUUCAACAGGCACAAGCGGAUCAAAGACAGAAAAUGGUGGCGGCUUCAAGACUGGAACAAGAGGUAAUUAAACAGUUGCUUAAAGAACAGGCACUGCAGCAACAACAGCAGCAACAGCAGCAGCUACAACAGCGGCUACAACAGCAGCUACAACAGCAGCAACAACAGCAGCUACAACAGCAGCAAACUUCGAUAAUCGGAAGUGACAACAUUCCACAACCAGGACAGCAAUUGAUAUCUGAUAGUCUUUUAACUUCUUCUUCGUUUAGUCAAAUAGGUUCUAGUGACAAUAAUCCGUUUUCCAGUUCCGGCAGCAGGUCUGGAGGCAGCACCGGAAGCAGUUCUAGCACAAGCACUAGAACUAGUACCAGCACAAGUAGCACAAGCCAAACCAGUAGUGUCAGUGAGAAAAAAUCGGAAAGCAGCAAGAAAAAGGCACUGGCAGAAAAGUUAAGAAAAUUGAAGGCGAAAAUUGAAGCCAAGAAAAAGGCGAAAAUUGAAGCCAAGAAAAAGGCAAAGGCUGCAGCUAAGGCAAAGGCUAAAGCUGAAGCUGAUUUAGCUGCACAGCGACAAGACGAAGAGCUUUCGAGUCGAAAUGAAUUCAACUCAGCAGCAAUUUCAACAACCGGUGGGAUAACUUCACAAACCGUUCUUGCACAAGCAGGAGAACAUGCUCAGGCCGAAGCUGCUCUGAAUUUGCAAGGGCUGAAUCCGAUACAGUUACCUAUGGGAGCUGCUUCACAGGCUAUCAUGUCAGGAGUUAACACCGUUGUAUCACCAGGAAGGCCAUUUGGAACUCCCUUUAACAGCCAGAAUCAAUUUCCCACGCCGUCAAGUACAAUUGGUACUCUUGACAUUAACGCUUCACCACUUGUGCCUGCUCAACCAAAUCUUAUGCAACAGGGACCCAUCAGAAGAGCUUCUCUACCAUUUGCGUCAUCACCUUUACGACAAAGAGGAGGGUUUGUCGCUACGGUUACAGGAGACGGAACCGUUGUGCCUGACAAUAUCAACUACGGAAUCGGUCAAUUCCAAAUGCCUAGAAGCUUAGUCCAAUUCCCGCGGUCUUCCCAAAUCAGCUACACUCAAUCUCUUGCAUCGCCUAUCCUAUCAUCACCUUCUAUCACUUACAAUUCUGUGGCCUCGCCGGUGAUAUCGACCUCCUACGGCACUCCUUAUAUGGUUAACCCAUCAAUAACGGCCGCAUAUAGCAUGAUGCCGAUGUAUCGUUCCUCGGUUUUCACCGGUGUACCGUAUUCCUCAUCUGUAGUUAUGAAUGCUCCAUACCGCUCAUCUGUAUCCUCAUUUAAUACAGGGCAGAACAUAUACGUGACACCCGUAUAAAAUAUAAAGUAAGAACUAUCUGGGUACAUACAGAAUUAUCAAUGCAUUGUCUCGCAGAGUUUACGAACUUUGUUUGGGUAAACUAGUAGUGAGUCAUAAUCAACUGUGAUACACUCAUUGCUACAUCUGCUGGUUACCUUGUAUAAAUUGUAAUGUUCCAUUGUAAAACUUCAUUAUGUGACAAUAAUCAAGGUAGGACCUGUUUUGUGAUACGUGUCUAUGAUGCUCGACUCGAUGAUACCAGGAGCACUGAGACCAGUGCUAUGGUGGAGAUGGACUUUCGUCUGUUGUCGUGACGUCAUCAACAAAUAUUACGUUAAGGCAUAGCUUACCAUGGUUAUAUCUUACCAAUUAUGUUUAUUUUUUACAAAUAAAUCUACUCAUAUUUAAC